Messenger RNA from Caenorhabditis sp. 36 PRJEB53466, 1154 nucleotides. The record is from the annotation of a GenBank genome assembly. NCBI's taxonomy places the organism in Eukaryota, Metazoa, Nematoda, Chromadorea, Rhabditida, Rhabditidae.
AUGGAACAUUCUGGUGUUUUGAAAGAUGCAAAUGAAAUGGAGACAACGCUCACUACUCCAAGUGUCAGAUGUCACACGACAAAUGGAAGUGUGACGUGGCAGACGGGCAACAACAAUGGGCGUCUCGAAAAAGAAACUGACUAGGAGAGUUCAGAUGCAAACAGGAAUAGAAAAUGAGAAGCACGACAAUAGCCCGGUCUAGUAGCUUUGGAAACUGCAAGUGAGAGUUAGCUCUUGAUCUUGCCUACACUUCAGGCUCACGAGCCGAGAGAUCCGGCUCAUCAGAUUAGGAAUGUAGGUGGGCUCAGCCAGGUAACUAAUCCAACCUAAUCCAAACUCAAUUUCCGUAAAGCGUCCGGACUUGCAAAACUCGCAUAGUUUCCCAGUCUCCCAUCGGGUCGCAUUUUGCGAAAAAAAAACGCUGUCACACGUAAACAGGACUCUAAAAAUGCGAUAAAUUGGAAGCAAAUGUGAAAAGAGUGUGUGUGUAUGUUUUGUAGAGAGACACGGGUUGUCGGGCGGAGAAUUGGAAACAUUCGAAUGGGAAAGAACACACGUUGCAGGUUAUGUUCUCGAUCCGAACGCUCUGCUGCCCAUUCAUCAUCAUCAGCAGCCGCCGACCUACGAAGACUCUAUCAAAUCGCACUCGCCGCCCAAGUACGACAUGACACCGGCUACCACGAAUUGUGAGUUCGUCGCGAGAAGCCGAGAGCGGGUAAAUACGAGAUUGUAGUGGAUUUCUGCUCCCGUUCCAAAGUAGAAGAUGAUAAGAGUCUGGGAACACUUUGAGGGAAUAAAAAAGAGUCGAAAUGAGAUGCGAAGUAGAGAUAGACAGCCACAUACUUCUCGAAAACGGAGAGUUUGGUGCAGAACUAAAGAUUCGUGACGUCAAAUACUCCGUUUACUCUAUUAGUAAUCUCGGUGAACCUAGACUCCAGAGCGCAUUUGAUGAAAAUUCAACCCACUUUUUUACAGCUACGACUCACAACUCGAUGGAAUUGCCGACCAGCAGCGCCACAACUGCUCGCGUCGAUGGAAGACUUGGAGAAGUGGCACGUGGCGCUCCGAUGCUAAUGCACGCCCGAUCAAUGUCCGACUCGUGGCUGGGACCGUACGGAGAAACGGAGGAAGAGGGCAGAAAGAGUGCUCGAUGA